This is a messenger RNA of Cicer arietinum (chickpea), 1815 nucleotides long. RefSeq names its product protein ROH1A. The record is from RefSeq and is a predicted model, not a curated record. NCBI's taxonomy places the organism in Eukaryota, Viridiplantae, Streptophyta, Magnoliopsida, Fabales, Fabaceae.
AAAAAAAAACAGAAACUGUCUUGUCUUAGACAACGCCCGACCUUAAAAGUCGCACAUAUUAAAAUAUAUAACUUCCAAAAUUGACGGCAACGCUUAAAAUCUUUUACACCUUUCCAUUUGAUCUUAGACUUCAUUAGACCCCUUCUUUCUUUUUUCUAUCUUCCCAUUUUCUCACCCAACAACAUCUUCUUCAUCAUCAUCAAAACAAGAAUCAAGAAACAAAAUGCCUGCACCUACAGAGAACAAUCCAGGAUCAUUUUUGGGUCGAAUAAGCAUUCGAAGAAACCAAGUUAUGUCAAUGGAUGGUAACCAUGAUCAAGAAUUAGAAGACCUUGAACUUUUUCAAAAACAUGUUGGGGAUCGAUUCUCCGAGCUAUUUUCUUCCACCACGGAAGACCCAUCAAGCGAUGCUCUUCUCUCCAUUGGUUGGCUUCGAAAGCUUUUAGAUGAGCUUCUUUGUUGUGAAGCUGAAUUCAAAGCUGUUGUUAUGAUGGGUCGUGACCCUUCACAGAUUUCAAAACCGCCUCUCGAUAAACUCCUCCCAGAGCUUCUUGACCGCGUCAUUAAAUCCUUGGAUGUUUGUAAUGCUGUCACCCUCGGACUUGACGCGGUCAAGAAUCUCCAGAGGCUCGCUGAGAUAGCUGUCUCUGCUCUUGAAACUAGACCCAUGGGUGAUGGACAAGUUCGAAGGGCAAAAAAGGCGUUGAAUUUGCUUGUCACCACAAUGAUACACGAGGAUAAAGAUUGUGGAAGCACUAAAGGAACCGAGAGAAGCAGGUCCUUUGGAAGAAAAGGAUUCAAUGGCGGAAAUAAGGACCGUGGUGGUGGAAGCUUAAGAGCAUUGUCAUGGACAAUGGCAAGAAAUUGGUCUGCAUCAAAACAAAUUCAUGCCAUGUCAUCAAAUUUAACAGCGCCACGUGGUGCUGAAGCAACAGGUUUGGCUUCACCCCUUUAUAUAAUGAGCACUAUAUUAGUUUUUGUAAUGUGGACUCUAGCUGCGGCGAUUCCAUGUCAAGAGAGGAAUGGGUUGAGUACUCAUUUACCUUUUCAGAGGCAACUGGCCUGGGCCCAACCCAUGAUUGGUUUACAUGAGAAGAUUGCAGAGGAGUGGAAAAAGAAAGAGAAGAAAGGGACAGUUGGAUUGUUGGAAGAGAUGCAAAAGAUGGAAAAGUUGGGACAAUCGUUGACUGAAUUUGCUGACUCUUUUCAAUUUCCUGGUGAUAAUGAGCGUUUGGAUGAGGUCAAGGUACAGGUUGAGGAAUUAGCUGACAUUUGUAGGAAGAUGGAGGAAGGCUUGGAACCUUUGCAGCUUCAAAUUAGAGAGGUUUUUCACAGGCUUGUUAGGACCAGAACUGAGUUUCUUCAUGUUUUGGACCAAGCUGGGAAAUUAUCUACACCAACUAUGUAAACUUUCAUUUUCUUUUUUCUUUUUCUACCAAUUAGAUCUUCAAAAUGAAACUUUCUUUUUCCACUCUUAUAUGUAUUUUGGAAGUAUACUUCUAAAAAAUAUUUUUUAUGUGUACUUCCGAAUACAUGUGUGAUUUUUAGAAGUUUAGAAGGAAAAAAGAAAUUUUCUAAUUUUAUUUUCUUUCCUUGAUGUAUAGUGAGCCUGAAGACUUAAUCUUCAUUUGUUUUAUGGGUUGUCUUCAUGAUUAAUAGAUAUGUAUGUAUGUAUGUAUACAUCUACAUGACUAUAGAUUUUAAUUUGUUUUAUUUGCCUUUGAGGUGAAACAGAAUGACUAAACUGCACUCACUAAACUUGUGGGGACUUGUCCAUGUUGUUUAAUUUAAUUUAAUAUACAUGAAAUGCAUGAA